Molecule: messenger RNA, 1990 nt
Organism: Amaranthus tricolor (Joseph's coat)
Lineage: Eukaryota; Viridiplantae; Streptophyta; Magnoliopsida; Caryophyllales; Amaranthaceae
Product: 3-ketoacyl-CoA synthase 6-like
Exons: 2
Coding region: 281-1756 (491 amino acids)
Biological process (GO): fatty acid biosynthetic process
Cellular component (GO): membrane
Molecular function (GO): acyltransferase activity, transferring groups other than amino-acyl groups
Source: RefSeq, a predicted model, not a curated record
UUAUAGUAUUUUCACCCGAUCCUCUUCAUAUAACAUGAAUAUAAUAAAGUCCACAGCUAAGAUAGCGUUGCAUAAAUGAUGUUGAGAACUCCAUUCAAUAUCCUCACUCCCAUCUACCCUCAUUCAUUGCUCUCUUCCCUCUUCUUCAAUAUAUUACCCACUUAUUCUUUCAUUUCCCCUACAUCUUGUUCACACUUUACACACAAAAUAUUUCUCCAAAAAAAAAAUACCCUUAAACAUUGUAUAAAAGGGUAUUAAAAAUUUUUAAAAACCCAAAAAAAUGGAGAUAAAUUCAUUAAUUAGUCUUAAAUAUGUUAAACUAGGUUAUACAUACCUAGUGAACCAUUUUCUAACCCUUAUUCUUAUACCUAUUAUAAUGGGUAUAGUCAUUGAGAUUCCUCGUGUCCAACCCGAAGAAAUCAUUUCCCUAGUAAAAUCCCUCCAAUUAGAUCCGAUCCAUAUAUUAUGUUCCAUUUUUCUUGUUACUUUUAUUAUUACAGUAUAUAUCAUGUCCAAACCCCGAUCAGUUUAUUUAGUUGAUUAUGCAAUGCAUAAACCCCCACAUACUCUUCGUGCUCCUUUCUCAACUUUUAUGGAGCAUAACAGGCUCAACUUAAAAGGCGAUCAAAAAGCUGUUGAAUUUCAAAUGCGGAUAUUGGAGAGAUCUGGAUUAGGUGAAGAGACAUGUUUACCCCCGGCUAUUCAUUAUCUUAACCCUAAGCCUACCAUGGAAGCUGCACGUGGCGAGGCCGAAAUGGUCAUUUUUUCUUCUAUUGAUGAAUUAUUGAAGAAAACUUGUAUCAAACCUAGAGACAUCGAUAUUUUGAUCGUUAAUUGCAGUUUAUUUUCUCCAACUCCUUCAUUAUCAGCCAUGAUUGUUAAUAAAUACAAGCUUAGGAGUAAUAUUAAGAGCUUUAACUUGUCUGGCAUGGGGUGUAGUUGCAGUCCUAUAUCAGUUGAUUUGGCAAGGGAUUUGUUGCAGGUUCACCCCAACUCAAAUGCAUUGAUAAUUAGUACGGAGAUUAUAACACCAAACUACUACCAAGGAAAAGAGAGGGCAAUGCUUUUACCUAAUUGUCUAUUUCGCAUGGGAUGUGCAGCAAUACUGUUGUCUAACAAGCGCAAGGAGAAAAAAAGGUCCAAAUACCAACUUCUUCAUGUUGUCCGCACCCACAAGGGUGCGGAUGACAAGGCCUUUAAAUGUGUCUACCAAGAGGAAGACCCAGAAGGAAAAAUGGGAAUAUCUCUUCAAAAAGACCUUAUGGCAAUAGCCGGUGAAGCCUUAAAAUCAAACAUCACCACCAUGGGUCCUUUAGUCCUACCAACAUCGGAGCAACUUCUUUUCCUCUUUUCUCUCAUCGGAAGGAAGCUAUUCAAUCCAAAAUGGAAACCAUACAUACCGGACUUUAAGCAAGCCUUCGAGCAUUUUUGUAUCCAUGCUGGUGGUCGUGCUGUCAUUGAUGAACUUCAAAAAAAUCUUCAACUCUCCGCGGAGCAUUGUGAGGCUUCUAGGAUGACGUUACAUAGGUUCGGAAAUACAUCUUCAUCAUCCCUCUGGUACGAGCUUAGCUAUAUUGAGGCUAAAGGGAGGAUGAAGAAGGGAGAUCGUGUUUGGCAAAUAGCUUUUGGUAGUGGGUUCAAAUGUAACAGUGCUGUUUGGAAGUGUAAUCGUACCAUCAAAACACCCUCAGAUGGACCUUGGUUUCAUUGUAUUCAUCGAUAUCCUGUCUAUAUACCCGAUGUUGUGAAGCUUUAGAAGGAUUCCAUAUAAUUUCUUAAUUUUUAUUUUCAAAUGGAUGUUAUUUGUCCAACUUCUUAUUAUCAUAUAUUGUUUAUUAACUAAAUUUGGAGUACAUUCAAAGAUUAUAAAUUUUAGCUAGUUAUUUUUUAUAAAAGUUACUAAAUAAAGCUAAUAAUUUUUUUUUACUAAUAUUUCUAUUUGAAGUAUAUCAUUUGUAAGAAUUAGAUACUGUUACUACUGUCAUGAUUU